AAAGGGCAGGACGAGCAGUUACUGAAUCACAGUGAAAUAUCGCCAGCAUGUAUCGUUUGUCCAGGCCUGCUACCUUCAAUGCGUUGAAGUCUGCUGCUUUUUCCAAGAGCAUCUUGAAGUGUGCUUCGACCCAAUUGGUUUUGGCCAGCUCCAGUCGUUCUUUCUCUGUCCACCAUUCCUUGAGAAACAACUUGAAAAUUACCACUGAUAUUGAUAAGUCUCUCAAGACCAAUGUUCCUCCUUCUUCCUCUACCACUGUUCCUCCAGUUGAGCCAGUUAAGACAGACAGUGGGUCGAAUGAGUCCAACGAAUCCAAAUCAGAACCCAAAACAAAAAAGAAACAUCCAAUUAGAAGAUUUUUCAUCAAAUUAUCAUUAUAUUCUUCUCUAGUCUAUUUAACUGCCAUUUGCUUGGCAUUGAACAACGAUUUCAUCAGGAAAAACUUGAUCAAUCUUAUUCCAAUAAGUGAAAAUGUCAUCAACUAUAUUAAGAAAAACGAAAUCGAUGACAAAUUGAAAGAUAAAAUUAAAAAUUUUGAUUUCAAUCAGCUCAAAAAUGACUUGAACGAUGGCUUUGAAUCCUUGAAAAACUUUAAACUUAACGAUAUCAAAAAAAUCUACUCAAAUAUCAACUUGAAUGAAAUCGAUUUAUCAAUUGAUGAAAAUAAAAAAAUCGAAAUGAAAAAUAAAGUUGCUUCCACUUUAGAAAAUGUAAAGGAUAAAUCAACCGACUACAUUGAUCAAUUAUCAACCACUUUAAAGAAUUUCCAUAAAUUAACCAUUCCAAAAAUCGAAUUCAAAUCAAAUGAUCAAGAAUUAAACGAUACAAUUGGCUCUUUCAAUACUUUAAUUGAAUCUAUAAAUAACAGUAAAUCAUUUACCGAUGACCAAAAAAUCAUAUCUCUAGACUUGAUUAAUUCAAUUCAAGGCUCAAUCCAAAACUUGUCCAAUAAAUUAUCCGAUUUUAACGACAAAAACGACCAAAUUCUCAAAAAAUUCAAAAUCCAAAUUCAACAAGAUAACGAUAAAAAAAUCAUUGAAAAGGAAAAUCAAAUCAUCAAUAAAAUCUUAAACGACUUUAACGACGAAAAAAAAAAAAUUGAAUCUCUAUACAAGAAAAAACUAAUCAACGAAAUUAAUUCAACAAAGGAAAAUAUCUCAAAACAAAUCUUGAAUCAAUUCCAAGCUUUGAAAAUUCAACAAUUGAACGAAAUCUCAAAAGUCAUUGACGAAAAAAUCCAAAAUGAAAGAAAUGGCAAAUUAAAAAGUUUAUCCCAAUUAGGUGAUAAAAUAAGUAACUUGACCAAAUUCUCAAUUCAAUUGGAGAAGAACAUAUUAAAAUCAGAAAACUUUGCUAAAAUUCAAUUGGUCUUGGCCAAAAUCAAUUUAAUUCUACAAGAUAACUCAAUCGACAAGGAAUCAAAAUCUUUGCUUGAAGAAAUUAAUACUUUAAAACAGUUGACUAAAAAUGACGAAUUAAUUUCAGUGGCCAUUGAUUCAUUGCCUGAGGAUGCUAUUGAGCAUGGCGUAUUAACCAAAAGCCAACUAUACUCAAGAUGGCAAUUAUUAGUUCCUGAAUUAAGAGCCUCAUCCUUAUUACCUCCCAAUGCUGGUUUGUUAGGUCAUUUAACAAGCAGACUCUUUAGCAAAAUCUUAAUUCCUAAAAAGGGAUCUCCCAGCGGAAAAGAUAUGGAAUCAGUAUUAGCAAGAGUGGACAAUUCAUUGAAAUUGGGCAAAAUCGAUGAUGCAGUCGAAGAAGUCUCAAGUUUGAAAGGUUGGAGCAGAAAAUUAGCCGACGAUUGGGUCGUUGAAAGUAGAAAAAGAUUAGAAAUUGAAUUCCUACUUGGAUUAAUCAGCUCUCAAUCAAAAAUAAUCUAUUGAUAUACUAAUAUUAUAAACCAAUAACUUUGUUUCAUUAAAGUUACUUGUUUAUAGAUAUUUAUAUAGUUAUAUAUUCAGAACGCUUUUACAUCUCAUUCAUCAUCUUCCUGCCAAAGCUACCGUCAGCAUGGAUAUUGCAGUAUACGCACACAUACAUUUCAAUACACAAACGUAGGUGUC
Messenger RNA from Ascoidea rubescens DSM 1968, 2060 nucleotides. RefSeq lists its product as uncharacterized. Lineage: Eukaryota; Fungi; Ascomycota; Saccharomycetes; Ascoideales; Ascoideaceae. The record is from RefSeq and is a predicted model, not a curated record. Bases 48 to 1880 code for a protein of 610 amino acids. Gene Ontology annotation, biological process: cristae formation. The transcript has a single exon. Gene Ontology annotation, cellular component: MICOS complex.